Molecule: messenger RNA, 1266 nt
Organism: Triticum turgidum subsp. durum (durum wheat)
Lineage: Eukaryota; Viridiplantae; Streptophyta; Magnoliopsida; Poales; Poaceae
Source: the annotation of a GenBank genome assembly
AUGAAACCGAGACAGAUACUGCAUGGCAUGAAUAUUCUCUGCCGGGCUGUUGCCGCCUGCCAGUGCCCCUGGCCAGUCAAUCAGCCCUGCUGGAGGAGUGGUGCCAACAAAAGCGAGCGCAAAGGCGAAGCUGAAAGCUGCCUUCCCAUCCAUCCAUCCAUCAAUCCGCGCGCUUUCUUUUCUUUUAAAGCGCCUCUUCUUCCUCCUCCUUCCCUUUCCCUGAAGCUACCGGCCGCCACUGCUGCCCGCGGGACAGGAGCAAUGAAGAAGAUCAAGGCGGCGCGCGGGGGAGCGGCGGCCACGGCGCCGACCGACUUGCUCGUCUGCUUCCCCGGCCGGCAGCACCUGGCGCUGAUGCCCAAGUCGAUGUGCAGCCCGUCCAGGGCCACCCUGGACAAGGCGGUGGCCGCGCGCCGGAGGCAGCUGCAGCUCCCGGCCGCGCCGGCCACGCGGUACGGGGGAGGAGGACGUGGUAGUACUAGUAGCCCGCUGUUCCGCGGUUCUAAGGCGAAGGAGACCGUCGGGGACGACGAGCCGCAGUCGCCCAAGGUGACAUGCGCCGGGCAGAUCAAGGUCGGCCGGCCAAAGAAGCCGAGGCCCAUGGUGGAGAAGCACGUCAAGGGCGACGGCGGCAGUGGGGGCAGGUGGGUCACCGUGGCGGAGGAGAUCGAGCGGCUGCAGGAGCGGAGGAAGAAGGCGAGCUGGCUAGAGACCGUCGGGAUCAGGAGGGACGCGCUGCCCUUCCUCGGCGGCGCGCUCUGGAGCCUUCGGCACAAGGUGAGGUGCUUCGGGUCGUCGCUCCCCGCCGCGGUGGACUCUUCGACGGACGACGACAAUGACGUGGAGGAGCGCGAGCGCAAAUCCGCCGCCGCGAGCGUGUUCUCCAAGUGGCUCAUGGUGCUGGAAAGGAGCCAUGAACCCCACGAGCAAGACGACAACGACGACGAGCUAGACCAAGAAGACGGGCGGCCGAGCAAUGAGGCGGGAGACGACUGCUCCAAAGCGACGUCCGUGCCUCCGCCGUCGAACGCGCUGCUCCUAAUGCGGUGCCGGUCGGCGCCGGCGAAGGGGUUGGCGAGGAAAGGAGCAGAACCGGCCGGCGAGGAGGCCACGCAGGAGAAGGGGGGCAUGGAGGAGAAGAGGGACGAGCUGGUGUUCAUGAGAACGGCGCCAGACUUCCUGAAGCUGUCCAUCGACAUCGCCAAGGAGACGUGGGUCGUCGGCGGCGUGGACCCCCUCGCGAGAAGCCGGAGCUGGAAAAGGUGA